Suillus paluster is the source of this 1699-nucleotide messenger RNA. RefSeq names its product cation efflux family-domain-containing protein. The transcript has 8 exons. Gene Ontology annotation, cellular component: membrane. Gene Ontology annotation, biological process: zinc ion transmembrane transport; intracellular zinc ion homeostasis. Bases 147 to 1655 code for a protein of 502 amino acids. Gene Ontology annotation, molecular function: zinc ion transmembrane transporter activity. NCBI's taxonomy places the organism in Eukaryota, Fungi, Basidiomycota, Agaricomycetes, Boletales, Suillaceae. The record is from RefSeq and is a predicted model, not a curated record.
AACCGUGACAGCGAGUUGGAGAUUUCGAUCAGCCGAAAAAACGCGGUGUAGACGCUGACAUAAGCAGCUAGAGCGACCGCGCAAGUUCCGCGGCGAAGUGGUUCAACCACGUACUUGGUACUUAUUAGCAACUACCACCACCAGUGAUGUCUGCCUUCGGGAUGUCUCGCUCAGGGCGAAUAACGCUAUUGCUCAUUAUCGAUGUGGUAUUCUUCUUCAUUGAGCUCAUUGCAGGUUAUUCUGUCGGUUCACUUGCCCUCGUCGCCGACAGUUUUCACAUGCUAAAUGACGUCAUAAGCCUUGUGGUUGCUCUCUACGCCAUCAAGCUGUCGCAAAACAGUGCCAUUGAUUCUAGAUAUUCGUAUGGAUGGCACAGAGCCGAGAUCCUCGCUGCUCUUAUUAAUGGGGUUUUUCUCCUUGCACUCUGCUUCUCUAUCACUAUGGAAGCCUUGGAGCGCUUCUUUAGCACUCCAGAUAUUUCCAAUCCUCGUCUCAUUGUAAUAGUAGGAUCCUUCGGUCUGGCCUCCAAUAUCGUUGGCCUCUUCCUCUUCCACGAAGGUAGUCAUGCACAUGGUCACGACCAUAAGACCUCUCCCUCGCCAACUCGUCCCCCGAGCAUCACUCAGUCAGACCGAGUAGACGAUGAUGUCACUCCCCCGAGAAGAAUACCUGGGUGGCGUAGUAGCCGUGAGCGCUCCAGCUCGUAUUCCUCGAUGUAUGGGCACCCCAUUGCGACGCGUGCGUCAGUCGUGCAAGCUGCCCAGGACAUUGCAUCACCUCCUCCGCAUGCGAGGCGACUUACGAAUGCCAGCUCUUCUAGCCACGUGUUCGACGAGAGUGCCCCACUCCUCGGAGCCGAAACAACCGAGGCUUCGUCUCGUACCGGUAAUAUUUCACAUCAUGGUCAUGCGCAUGGCUCUAUGAACAUGCGCGCCUUGGUAUUGCAUGUAUUAGGUGAUGCCCUGGGGAAUGUGGGAGUCAUUGCUACCGGCCUGGUCAUCUGGCUUACGAAUUGGAAAUACAAAUUUUACUUCGAUCCAGUUAUCAGUCUUGUGAUCACGGCGAUUAUCUUUUCGUCUGCUCUGCCGUUGGUUCGGAGCGCGUCUUUCAUUCUCCUUCAGGGUGUACCCCCCACUAUAUCCCUAGACGAAGUCCGGGAAUCGAUUCUAAAUGUAGAUGGGGUUCUUUCUGUGCACGAAUUGCAUGUUUGGCAGCUCUCGGAAUCCAAGAUCGUCGCGUCGGUACAUGUGAUGGCAUCACGAAAUCAUGACUUUAUGCCUGUUGCAGCAGACAUUAGAAAAACUCUUCAUCACCACGGCAUACAUUCUAGUACUAUUCAACCGGAGUACCAUCCUCGCAGUCCAACGGAAGACCACUUGAAGACAUCCACAGACUCGUCGUGUUUGAUACUGUGUCCGGCGGAUCAAAAUUGCGAUCCCGUACAAAAUGCUUGCUGCCGUGAGUCCUCUAUCUAUCCCGCAUACUAUUGCUUCCACUUGCGUGUUGCCAGCACCACCCCCACCAGGUGUUUAACGAAUGUUUACCCAUGUGUUUUACAUUACUAUUUAUGUGUUUCGAACCCUCAUGUACAUGCCCUGAUUACACGCCACUGGAGUACACGGAAUUUGAUUUUGGCGAGGGAUACAUGGCAGUGAAGGAUGAACAAAGAAUUCAGACGGCGACAAUCUGGGGUCGCGCA